Molecule: messenger RNA, 1168 nt
Organism: Darwinula stevensoni
Lineage: Eukaryota; Metazoa; Arthropoda; Ostracoda; Podocopida; Darwinulidae
Source: the annotation of a GenBank genome assembly
AUGACAACAGUCGGCGUGUUAUUCACGCUGCAGUCGUGCUUUCGAGAUGGUGCAUCAGCACAAACGGCAAAUGCAACGGUUUACAAACGAGUCCCCGACGUGAACGCGAAGAUCGUGAAUCCCAUCGCCAAUUUCACCGGGAAAAGCGCCAAGACUUGCGGCUGCUCGUGCUCCAAGAAAGCCAGCUGCAGGGUGUUCUCUCUGGAGAUGAGAGUCGGCCUGGAUCCGGUCUGUCUGCUGGGAGGUAUCGAUUCCACCGUGCAAAGCGAUCUCACCGACAUCUCUGCCACGCUCUAUUAUGACAGACGAGAGGAUCGUGCAUUCCGUACUUUGAAUCGUGUUAUUGACUCUUUGCGCCUUGCAAGGAUCGCUUCUCUGACGUUCGCAGGCCAACUCGUCCCACCCGGUUACACCUUCGCGAUGAUCACGAACGAGAUACAUUUCCUCAAGAAUAUGACCGCGGAUAUGAAUUUUUCAACCGGGGUUGCCGCUUGCAAGACCGACAAGGCCAACCUCGUCCAGGACGACAAGGGAGUCGCCUGGCACAAACACAUCAUUCAAUAUGCCACGUCGAAAAUCGGAGCGAUGAAGAACUUCUGGUUGGGGGGCAACGACCUCGACGGCAACCACGUCUAUCACUGGAACGACGGGACGCCGGUCUCGGGUCAGACCUUCUGGCAUUCCGGGGAGCCAUCCUUCAAAUUCAACAAGAUCCCGGAACAAUGCAUGGAGCUUCCUUGGACUUACGGGGGAUCGAACGUCACCGACGAGUGGAAUGACACCGAUUGUUCUAACGUGAGGGCUGUCAUCUGCGAAAUCCGAUUGCCCUGAACUCGCUUCGUGUAACCUAAGGCUCCCAUCAUCUCGCUGAAAUUAUUUUGUUGUUCCAUUCACGUCAUAUACUAGAUAUGGCGAUGUUUCCGUUGCAUUAAUCGUUCUCGCAAAAUUGUACGAAUGAAUCAGCUCAACCUCACAGAAAUUGAGGAAUGUGUUUUUUUUUCCCGCGAGACAAUUACGCUCGCAAAAUUACACAAAACUUUGAGUUCAUGAUUUUCCAUCCUAUCGUAUGAAAUAUGUCAAACUUACUAAAUCACUAAUUUGCACAUGUUUAUCUAUUCUUGCGGUUUUAUGCACCUUUCCCCCAAACACAUGGAACAUUAUUGUGGGU